Stylonychia lemnae is the source of this 363-nucleotide messenger RNA. The record is from the annotation of a GenBank genome assembly. Lineage: Eukaryota; Ciliophora; Spirotrichea; Sporadotrichida; Oxytrichidae.
AUGGUAAGAAUUAAGUAGCGAUACAUUCUAGGUGAAAUUUAAUUUAACCAAUAAGGCUUUGUUGACCCAAGCACAUUCAACCAAAAGUCUUUGAUUGAAGCCUUUAGAGAAGCAGUCAAGGAUUGCUAUGGCGAUCUUGGCCUUGCAAAGAUUUAAUCAAACUUUAUAGGAAGGGAAAAUGAGCAAAUGGCAGUGACUAGUCUAAUCAUGAUCACCAAGUUGUAUCAGCAUGAAUCUAAAAUUAGAACACUACACGUUGGAGGUACAUUGGAGAAAGUAGAGAAAGCUUUGAAAAAUAUGACAGAGUCUUGGAUUGAAAAUCAAACUAAGAAAAAUCAGGCUACCUCAAUUACUACUAAGUGA